AUGUUCUUCUUCCUGCUCAACCUGGCCCUCAGCGACCUGGGCUCCAUCUGCACCACUGUUCCCAAAGCCAUGCACAAUUCCCUCUGGGACACCAGAACCAUCUCCUACACUGGAUGUGCUGCACAAGUCUUCUUUUUUGUUUUCUGCGCGACUACAGAGUUUUUCCUCCUGACCAUCAUGUGCUACGACCGCUACGUGUCCAUCUGCAAACCCCUGCACUACGGGACCCUCCUGGGCAGCAGAGCUUGUGCCCACAUGGCAGCAGCUGCCUGGGCCAGUGGCUUUCUCUAUUCACUGCUGCACACAGCCAAUACAUUUUCCCUGCCCCUGUGCCAUGGCAAUGUCUUGGGCCAGUUCUUCUGUGAAAUCCCACAGAUCCUCAAGCUCUCCUGCUCAAAUUCCUACCUCAGGGAACAUGGGCUAAUUGCUGUUAGUGCCUGUUUGCUAUUUGUUUGUUUUCUUUUUGUCAUUUUCUCCUAUGUGCAGAUCUUCAGGGCUGUGCUGAGGAUCCCCUCUGAGCAGGGACAGCACAAAGCCUUUUCCACCUGCCUCCCUCACCUGGCCGUGGUCUCCUUGUUUAUCAGCACUGGCACAUUUUCACACCUGAAACCCCCCUCCAUCUCCUCCCCAUCCCUAGAUCUGGUCCUGUCAAUUCUGUACUCGGUGGUGCCUCCAGCCCUGAACCCCCUCAUCUACAGCCUGAGGAACCAGGAGCUCAAGCAGGGAGCCUCCAACCCGCCGCAGCAGGCAGUCUCCAACCCGCCGCAGCCGGGAGUCUCCAACCCGCCACCGCAGGGAGCCUCGGCAUGGACCUGGCAGCCGCAGUAG
This is a messenger RNA of Melospiza melodia melodia, 828 nucleotides long. Its product is annotated as olfactory receptor 14J1-like. Gene Ontology annotation, cellular component: membrane. The transcript is spliced from 2 exons. NCBI's taxonomy places the organism in Eukaryota, Metazoa, Chordata, Aves, Passeriformes, Passerellidae. The record is from RefSeq and is a predicted model, not a curated record. Gene Ontology annotation, biological process: G protein-coupled receptor signaling pathway. Gene Ontology annotation, molecular function: olfactory receptor activity; G protein-coupled receptor activity; odorant binding. The annotation marks the transcript as partial.